Molecule: messenger RNA, 992 nt
Organism: Topomyia yanbarensis
Lineage: Eukaryota; Metazoa; Arthropoda; Insecta; Diptera; Culicidae
Gene: Grx3
Product: glutaredoxin 3
Exons: 3
Coding region: 217-867 (216 amino acids)
Source: RefSeq, a predicted model, not a curated record
UGACAGCAACCAUUCUUCAAUAGUUCAAUCCUUCACGAAGUUAUCGGCUAGACACCCGAUAUUUUUUGUUUAGUUUUCCUAUCUACCUCGAAUGUUCUAGCGAUUAAAUUUUGUUAGCAGCCGCGUUUCUGAACGAACCUCAAGGAAUUUCAAAGCUCAAUCUACUUAGGUGUGAGAUAGUUUGUGAAAAUAGGUACCGCCAGCAGUACCACCAAUAUGGCCGUGACAAACGUAUCCAGUGUUGAUCAAUAUAACAAGCUGGUCGGAUCGGCAGCUGUGACGGUGGCUUUAUUUUCGGCCGAGUGGGCGGAGCAGUGCAAGCAGAUUCUCUCGGUCAUGUCGGAGCUGGCAAAACAGUCCGCUUUCGGGGCAGUUCAGUUUUUGGAUGUCCCCGCGGAAGAUUUAUCCGAAGUAUCUCUGAAACAUCAGAUCGAUGCUGUUCCCACAGUGAUUUUCUUUCGAGCCGGUACCGCAGUGGAUCGAAUUGACGGAGUUGACAUUGCUGCCCUAACAGCCAAGUGUCGAAAAUUUGCUGGUGCUGCUGACUCCGAAGCUACGGGAAAGAGCUUAGACGAUCGGUUGAAAGAACUGAUAAACAGGGAGAACGUAAUGAUUUUCAUGAAGGGUGACCGUAAUGUUCCCCGUUGCGGAUUCUCCAAGCAGCUGAUAGCGAUCAUCAACGAAACAGGAGUUACGUAUGGCACGUUCGACAUUCUAACUGACGAAGAGGUGCGACAGGGACUGAAAACGUACUCCGAUUGGCCAACGUAUCCGCAGGUUUACGUAAAGGGAGAAUUAAUUGGCGGUUUGGACAUCAUAAAGGAACUGCUAGCUGCCGGCGAGCUAAGUGCGACACUGAAUGCCUAAGUAGCACAAAUGUCAAUGAUGCUAAUAUUAAUUGCCUUUGUUCCCCAUUCGAGUGAUAUGCUUUCUGCAUCCUUUUGAUUGUUCCUUUAUGCUAGAGGGAUGAAUAAUAAACGUGUAAAAUAGAG